Pleurotus ostreatus (oyster mushroom) is the source of this 4359-nucleotide messenger RNA. RefSeq names its product Phospholipase C. Bases 1 to 4359 code for a protein of 1452 amino acids. Gene Ontology annotation, biological process: lipid metabolic process; phosphatidylinositol-mediated signaling. Lineage: Eukaryota; Fungi; Basidiomycota; Agaricomycetes; Agaricales; Pleurotaceae. The transcript has 8 exons. The record is from RefSeq and is a predicted model, not a curated record. Gene Ontology annotation, molecular function: phosphatidylinositol-4,5-bisphosphate phospholipase C activity; calcium ion binding.
AUGACGGCGCUGGAGAAUGAUAUUGGGGCAACCAUGGACGGAACAUUCGUGAGACGACGCUCUCUGAAACGAGCAGCAAACUUGUCAUCAGCAAACGAAGAGCUUGUCUCAGUGUCGCGUUCACCACCAUCGUCGCCGGGUCAUGGCAUCCCGAACGGCGGAGGAGGGCGGGAAGGGGAUUUGGCGAGCAGGAAGAGGGGAGAGAAGUUGGGAGCGUCGAUCAAGAGGAAGUUCUUCAAGGCGUUCGUGCGCGGGACUUCGGCAGGCGCGCAGGUGGACGCACAUCAUGCGGAAGCCGCGCACCAUGGACAGCUAGAUGCGUCUGUUCGCGCGCGCGCGCCGAGGCUUGGGCAUACCCGUUCGCUAUCAGAUCAGACGGCGUCGGUCUCGGCAAAGCCGACCAUUGUCCACUCGCACACAAUUCCAGAGGAGCCAACGCACAUGCCGUCGUUCUCAAAGGCAGCUGUCGCGAUUUCACAAGGCGGCGCCGGGGCUACAAACUCCCUUACUCUAGAUACGCGGCCUCUACCCCAGUACACGUCGCAUUCCACCACGUCGCCUACCAAUGAUUCUUUUCUAGCACCUCCGCUGAAGCACAAUCUCACCGUCGAUGGGGACUUACCCCCUACCCUAGAGUCUGAGGCGCUCUUUUCAGACGGCGUCGCGGACCAGCUCCUCGCAGAUGCCGCCGUGCCCGCGAUCCUACAGCGCGGCCUCCUCCUCACCAAGCUCAGCGAGAAACGGACGUUCGAUCUCCCCUUAGACACGUUCCCCUUCGGAAAGAACAGCAGUGUGUUCAGCGGAAGGAGGCUCAAGCGCGUGUUGGUGCGCGUGGAUCCGGACCAGGGGCAGAUUGUGUACGAGAGCGGGGAGGAUUUGGUGGACGACGCGGGGAGGGGGGCUGAUGGUGCGCCGAUCAUGCCAGGCCCGGCGCCGAAGGAAGCCCGAGUGAUACCCAUCGAGGCGAUUCGCGAAAUCCGGAUGGGCGCAGACGCAAUGGCCAGCCUCGCGAAGGGGAAACCGCUGGAGGACGACCACGACCUUGCUUCCCCCAUGGCCGCCACAUUCCCACUGGUCCAUACUCCAAGUCAACAUCGUCCCCCGUACACCGCUUCCCAAUCAGCACCGGCAGUUGCAGGUGCUCUGGACAUCGCCCCGCCUUCGCCGAGGAGCGCACCUGCGUUGUUGCAUUCGGCGUCGUCUCCCCCUUCGGUCACGUCUUCUACCCCGCCGUCUUCGGCGCCUGUCAAUGUCUCACCAAUAUCGUACUCAAUCUCCCUCCCUCCUCCAAUCGUGUCGUCGACUCCACCAUCUUCCGCACCCAUCCACACCAGAUCGCUGGGAUCGCCGCCCGCUGCGCCUCCCACCCGUUUACUCACCAUCAUCUACACCCUCCCCCACAAGACCCAAUCGCAAUACAAGUCCCUCCAUCUCCUCUUCCCUCCCCCACUGCUUCCCCAAAAGCCAUCCCCAGUCACUGACGUAGACUUAUGUCAGCUAUUCUGCGAUACACUGCGGAAACUGCACGCUGUGCGGCUGGAGCUGAUGAACGGAUUGGGGAACAUCGCGGUGCGCGAGGCGAUGUGGGAGCGUAUCGUGUGGAAAGAAGGCGAUGUAGGGAGUAGCGACGAUUUGAGGAUGGAAGGGAAAGGAAAGGUCGGCAAGUCGAAGCACCCCGAUGGGAGGGGAGACGGAAAGAUGGAGUGGAUGGAGGUCCUCGCCCUCUGUACCAAGCUGAAUGUAAGCAUGGGGAGAGAAGAGCUGAUGAAUCUAUUCAAACAAGCAGACAAGGCCAAUAAGUCGUACCUCACCUUCGCUGAGUUUCGCCAGUUCCUCAAGCUAUUGAAGAAAAGACCGGAGGUGAAGAGGCUGUAUAAACAUGUUAUCGCGGCAACUGGGGACGGGAAACAUCUGGAGGGUUGUCCGUAUUCUCACAAAAGCAAGUUCCUGCACCGCGCUGCUACAACGCAUACGCAUCAUCACGGCCAUCGCCACCUCCCUUCUAAGGCGUCCCCUCAUAAACUUGACAAAUCGACAAGCGAACGCGAAGGAAGCGUAUUCACUGACGGCCACGUCCUGCAGCGAUCCCUUUCCGCCUCCUACCACCACGAACACCCGCGGCAUAGCCUCCUCCACGCCUCCUUAGUGCAGCACAAAUCUCAGUCAUACCCCUCAGCGGACGGUCCGCCCGAAGACGCGUUCGACUUUUGUGCAUUCACGCUCUUCAUGCGCGACAUGCAGAAAUCCCCGCUUCGCGACGACGAUCUGCGGAUGCUGUUCGACAAGUACUCGUGCUUAGAGAAUCGGCGUAUUACGAAGGAUGGGGUACUGGGUGCGCGGCUUGAGUCCCCGACGGCGGUAGCUGAUUCCCCGAAUGAGGAAGAGGCGAGCGCGGCCGGUGGGGCGUCCCACCCACAUACGAUGUCGCUGGCUGCCUUCACGUCGUUUCUCCUCUCUCCAGCUAACGCUGCGCUGUUGGACCAGCUUCCUGAAUACCUCCGAUCGCCCUCCGAUCGCACGCAUACAGCUGAGGGGUCGGAGCAAUCAUCGUCCACACCCUUCUCUGAUCGAUCUUUGUUCAGCAGGACGUCGAUGGUCUACCAGGACAUGACCCGGCCGCUGCCUGAAUACUACAUCUCGUCCUCGCAUAACACAUAUCUCGUGGGGCACCAGCUCGUGGGGACUAGCACUACUGAAGGAUAUAUCAGGGCCCUCCUCAGUGGCUGCAGGAGCGUAGAGGUGGACAUCUACGAUGGCGACGUCGAACCGAUGAUCUUCCACGGAAAGACGCUCACUACCAAAGUCUCGUUGCGCGCCGUGUGUCGCUCCAUCGCGCGGUACGGCUUCGUUGCCUCCCCAUAUCCGAUCAUCAUCUCGGCGGAGCUCCACAUCCAGACGCUGGAGCAGCAGGAUAUGAUGGCGAAUAUCAUGCUAGAGGAGUUUGGCGACAGCCUGAUUCGCAUGCCGCCUGAUGGGCCGCCUAAGCUGGAGCAUCUGCCAAGUCCGGAGGAGCUGAAGGGAAAGGUCAUGUUGAAGACAAAGAACUUGAACCUGGCCACUCAUGGAUCGUUAGGCGAUGGUGACUUCUCCGAAGUAGACACAUCGUAUUCUUCGUUGAGUGCCUCCGAGUCCGACGUCUUCUUGAACGAUACGCCAAAUCGGGGGAAGAAGAGGCGGGCAUCAGAUUCUAAUAAAGGCUUUGGCGCCGAGCUUCAGCGAGCCCGCGACACUGUUCUCCAACGCGUGCGAAGUCGUGGUAAAUCUUCAUCUGCUCCCUCACCACCCCAGAUCAGGCCUUCAUCCUCUUCUGGCGCGAACAACAGCUCCUCGCUCGCAGCUGCCGCGAUGAGACCCAAACUCAAGAUGUCUUGUGCUUUGGCCGCCCUUUUGGUGUAUACCGUCGGCGUGAAAUGUCGUGGGAUCAAUAAGAAAGAACAGUAUGCGGUCGAACAUAUGUUUUCGUUGUCAGAAAACACAAUCAACAAGAUGUUGAAGGAGGUGACCUACGGGGGCUACGACGACGACCCGGAUAAAUUGACCGAUACUGGGGGCGUGGGCAGGGGCGGUAUGAUGGAUCUGAUCAAGCAUUGUCGCACCCAUCUCGUCAGGACUUAUCCGAAAGGAAUGCGCGUAGAUUCGUCGAAUUACGAGCCCCAUCGCUAUUGGAGUGCAGGUGCCCAGUUGGUGGCUAUUAACUGGCAAACGUGUGACGUUGGUUUCAUGAUCAACCAUGCCAUGUUCCAAAGGAAUGGGCGGUGCGGUUAUGUGUUGAAACCGCUAGCCCUGCGCUCGGCGGCGCACAAGCACCUCCUUAGCAAACGUACCAACCAUUACCUCGAUGUCACUAUCAUUUCGGCGCAACAACUGCCCAGGCCCAAGGAUGGCAAGACAGUGGUCGAUCCCUACGUUGAAGUCUCUAUACAUGUCCCCGAUUGGACCCAUCAGCCGUUCUUGCCCUCGCCGCAAGUCAAAGCCGAUGGUAAGCAGUCCAAGUCAGCUGAAGACUUACCGACGUACUCUCCUCCGAGCGGACCAACCGCGACUAUGGCUACCCGAGCGAGGAAGAUCAGCAGUGCCACGAGCGUCGUGAGGCAUAAUGGAUUCAACCCUGUCUGGGAAGAACAACUGCGGCUCCCCUUCGAUUGCGUAGGGGAUAUGAAGGAGCUAAUAUUCCUAAAGUUUGCUGUCAAGCAAGAAGGGAAAGGUGGGGACGACGAUGAGGUUUUGGCCGUAUUCUGUGCUUCUCUAGGUAGUCUGCAACGAGGUUAUCGACACAUACCCCUCCAUGACGUCCAACUAUCGCAGUUCCUGUUCGCUACGCUUUUUGUGCGGAUCGAAAUCCAGGACGUACCUAACUGA